Dunckerocampus dactyliophorus (ringed pipefish) is the source of this 1968-nucleotide messenger RNA. Its product is annotated as NXPE family member 3-like. The transcript has 5 exons. NCBI's taxonomy places the organism in Eukaryota, Metazoa, Chordata, Actinopteri, Syngnathiformes, Syngnathidae. The record is from RefSeq and is a predicted model, not a curated record. Bases 52 to 1758 code for a protein of 568 amino acids.
UUUUACCCAGCCCCAGUGACAGCGGAUGAUUGGCUGAGCACAAGGUCAACCAUGUCCCCGAAUGUUUGGAAAUAUGGCCUCACGGUCCUCGCUCUGUUUGGCCUCAUCUACCUGCUGUUCAACAUCAGCAUUUUGGAGAACUGGAACUGUCACUGUAAUACAGUCACAGUGCCACCCCAACUCCAGAGCCACAUCCAUUCUACUUUGUCUGGACCCGUCCCAACGUUCCACACCAGUCGCACCUUCUAUGCACAUCAGGGCCACAAGGUCUCGCUGGAAGAAGAGCUCGAGGAGCGCGAGUUGUUGAAUUCCAUCGCCUGGCCCAGGCCGCCCUCUGGCUCGGCACCACUCGCCUUGCGCAAUACAAGUGACCCGGUCCACAGCCUCUUCUCUGUCCCCCCCUCCAAGAAUAAAGAACACUGGUACGUGGGCGACCAACUAGAAGUCAGCAUCCAGAUGUACGACUCCAAGGGCCAACCCAAGGGUUACGGUGGCGAUUUUCUUCUGGCUCGGCUGCAUUCUCCGAAGUACAGGGCGGGCGUUGCUGGGGUGGUGUUGGACCACAAGAAUGGACUCUACUCCGCCCAAUUUCCCCUUUUGUGGGAAGGCUCGGCUCAGGUGGAGGUGAUCAUGGUGCACUCAAGUGAGGCUGUUGCUGUGCUGCAACGGCUGAGGGAAGAGCGCCCUGAUCGCUUGUACUACAAAAGCCUCUACAAGUUGGGCCUUCAAUCUGAGACCACGACAUGUAACAUGUAUCUGCCACCUGACCGGGGGUCAUUGUGUGACUACACCGACCCUCUCACCGGGGAGCCGUGGUACUGCUACAAGCCUAAGACGCUCAACUGCAGUGCCAGAAUCAACCACGACAAUGGAGGCUUUGUCGAAGACAUCAUCACAAAUGAGGAAGCGCUGCUCUUUCAGAGUGGCAUCAAUGUCAAAGCUCCCAUCCGGGCUUCUGGAAGUGAUACAAUCAGCGUGCUGCCUUCAAGGCCAGAAAGAAACAGUGUGAAACCGGAUGCUGUCAACCUAAUGACGUCCGGGUACUACUACGAGGACUCGUGGAGACCCUUAGGCGCCGUUGCAAUGCGACAGUUCAGCUCGUCUGCCAUCACUCAGUGUUUGACCAAUAAGGAGGUCCACAUGUACGGCGACUCCACCAUCCGCCAAUGGUUUGAAUACCUCAUGAAUGUGCUGCCAGGCUUGAAGAUACUCAACUUUCUCUCAGAAAUGCCUAGAAAGAAAGGGCCCUUCAUGGCGGUGGACAGCAAACACAAUACUCUUGUGACUUUCCGCUGCCACGGACCACCCAUCUCCUUCACCAGCAUGAUGGUCAGUCAGCUGCGCUACAUCGCCAACGAGCUGGAUGGCCUAAGCGGAGGUCCCAAGACGGUGGUGGCCAUCAGCAUCUGGGCUCACUUCACCACGUUCCCUGUGGAGGUGUACAUCCGCCGCCUGCAGCACAUCCGCAAGGCUGUGGUGCGACUUCUGAACCGGGCGCCAGGGACACUGGUUAUAAUCCGUUCUGCCAACCCCCGGGCCCUGAAAAACAGGAUAAGCCUGUACCACAGUGACUGGUUCUCGCAUCAGCUGGACGCCGUGCUGCGAGCCAUGUUUAAAGGUUUAGACAUUCUGCUGGUGGACGCCUGGCAGAUGACCGUGGCUCACCGUCUCCCUCAUGACAUCCACCCGCCACCGGCCAUCAUCAAGAACACGGUAGACCUCAUCUUGUCGUACGUUUGUCCAAGUCACAUGCGGUGAGGUUCAUGUGACUCCUUUAUAGUUUGGUUUAUGUUAAUACGGGUUGCUCAGGAUAACCAAAAGAGGAGAAUAAUUCACUUAAAAUGUUGUUUUCAAGUACUUCUAUGUCCAUUUACUUUUUUUAUUAACUGAAAAGCAUUUAUAGUCUUGCCUUUUAUUUGAAUAUAAAGUACAUGCGCCCUAUCGUUCUUGAGGAAAAGCGCUGUUACA